CCAAAGAACAUGGAUGAUAAUGAAAGCAAUCAGUUCCUGAUGACAAGCAGCCAAUAUCCUAAAGAAGUAAUAAGAAAGCGCCAAAAUUCAGCACGGAAUUCUAGAGGAAAUGAUUCUAGAUUUCCCAGAAAAAGCUUCAAACUGGAUUACAGAUUAGAGGAAGAUGUAACUAAAUCAAAGAGAGGAAAAGAUGGGAGAUUUGUUAAUCCUUGGCCAACAUGGAAAAAUCCUUCUAUUUCAAAUGCUCUCAGGUGGCUGAUAAUGGAAAAAGAUCACAGCAGUAUUCCUUGUUCCAAGGAGGAACUUGAUAAAGAACUCCCCGUGCUUAAGCCGUAUUUUAUUGAUAACCCCGAAGGAGCUGGAGUGAGGGAAGCUGGGAUAAGAGUCACAUGGCUGGGACACGCCACGGUAAUGGUGGAAAUGGAUGAGCUCAUCUUUCUUACCGACCCCAUCUUCAGCCAUCGUGCAUCACCGUCACAGUGUGUGGGUCCAAAGCGCUUUCGUCACCCUCCAUGCACAGUUAGUGACCUCCCUCCAAUAGAUGCAGUCCUAAUCAGUCACAACCACUAUGACCACCUGGACUAUAAUUCGGUCAUUGCUCUCAACGAGCGAUUCGGUAAUGAGCUGAGGUGGUUUGUGCCUUUGGGUCUCCUCGACUGGAUGCAGAAGUGUGGCUGUGAGGAUGUGAUUGAGCUGGACUGGUGGGAGGAGAAUUGUGUCCCCAGACACGAUAACGUCACCUUUGUCUUUACACCUUCCCAACACUGGUGUAAGAGGACCCUAAUGGAUGACAAUAAGGUUCUCUGGGGCAGCUGGUCUGUGUUGGGGCCAUGGAAUAGAUUUUUUUUUGCAGGAGAUACUGGCUAUUGUACUGCCUUUGAAGAGAUAGGUAAAAGAUUUGGGCCUUUUGACCUUGCAGCUAUUCCUAUUGGAGCAUAUGAACCAAGGUGGAUUAUGAAAUACCAGCAUGUUGAUCCAGAAGAAGCUGUAAGGAUUCAUAUUGAUGUUCAAGCAAAGAAUUCGGUGGCAAUUCACUGGGGAACUUUUGCCUUAGCAAAUGAGCAUUACUUAGAGCCUCGAGUGAAACUGCACGAAGCUCUGGAAAGAUAUGGACUUAACACUGAAGAUUUUUUUGUCUUGAAUCACGGAGAAUCAAGAUAUCUAAAUAUUGACAGUGAAAACUUUGAAUAA
Chrysochloris asiatica (Cape golden mole) is the source of this 1191-nucleotide messenger RNA. RefSeq names its product N-acyl phosphatidylethanolamine phospholipase D (gene NAPEPLD). Gene Ontology annotation, molecular function: N-acylphosphatidylethanolamine-specific phospholipase D activity; zinc ion binding. Lineage: Eukaryota; Metazoa; Chordata; Mammalia; Afrosoricida; Chrysochloridae. Gene Ontology annotation, cellular component: membrane-bounded organelle; cytoplasm. The record is from RefSeq and is a predicted model, not a curated record. Gene Ontology annotation, biological process: N-acylethanolamine metabolic process; N-acylphosphatidylethanolamine metabolic process. The coding region runs from base 10 to 1191 and encodes 393 amino acids. The transcript is spliced from 4 exons.